UCUUUUACACCAUCAAGAUGAACGCUCAUUUUUUAAUGCUAAGUUUUCUCUAUUUCACACAUUCGCAGUGUAAACUUUCGAGCAAUUCAGUAGAAAGAAUCAUCGGUGGCGUAGACAUCAAUAUCGAAUCAGUUCCUUAUGUGUUGUCAAUGAUGUUGAAUGGUAUGUACGCAUGCAGUGCUGCUAUAAUAAACAAUAAUUGGGCUGUAACAGCAGCCCAUUGUAUAACAGCAGUUAAUGAUCCUCGUAAAGAAAUCACCGUAUACAGUGGAUCCUCCAUUCUCUACAAGAAUUGCGUCGCUCAUAAUAUUGUUAAUUUUUUUAUACAUGAAAAUUACGAUAGCAUGAUCAACGACUAUGAUAUUGCUGUUAUCAAAGUAACACCUACGUUCACAUACAAUAGUUUUACGAAAGCAGUUGGCUUGGCUCUAGAUAACGCCGAAAAUGUCUUUACAGAAUGGGGAAUAGUUUGCGGUUGGGGAUAUUAUUUGAAAUUUGAUGAUGAUAAUAUUGAUCCAAUUCUGCCCAAAACUCUGAAAUGUAUCAUAAUACCGUUAAUAGAAAGAGAGUCAUGUUGCGAAGAUUAUAAAGAUAGAUAUGUAAUAACACCACGAAUGUCAUGUUAUGGAUAUCAGGAUGGAGUCGAAGAUGCUUGUAAAGGUGAUUCUGGAGCAGCGCUAGUUAAUAAGAAUGGUAUUCUGCUCGGUGUAACUUCAUGGGGAGACGGUUGCGCCGAAAAAUAUUCACCCGGGGUAUACACCAAUGCUAUAUAUCUUCGACAUUGGAUUAAAAAUAAAACUGAAAUGGAUAUUUCAGAUAGUUAUUACCAUAGCUUCAGUGCGGAACCAGAUGUAUUUUAAAGGAUAAUUUACAAGGAAGUCGCUGUAUCUUUUUACUUUAAGUCAAAAUUACUGCAAAACGAAAAAAAACUUAUUUAAAAAUUCUCUUCGAUCCGGGCCAUUUUUAAUGCAUAUUUUCAACUAAAAAGAAUUUUUUUUUAUAGUUUAUGAUCCUAAUAAACAUUUUGUUAAAGAACAAAUCUUGAUUUCAAUUCUCGAUUUCAUUUCUUUGUAAUAAAUUCUCCCCAUAAAGCUUCAUUUUCGACAAAUCUGAUUGCUUAGUCCCCUUAAUAAAAGAAUUAAAUUCUACACUGCAUAA
Messenger RNA from Formica exsecta, 1158 nucleotides. RefSeq names its product trypsin-7-like. NCBI's taxonomy places the organism in Eukaryota, Metazoa, Arthropoda, Insecta, Hymenoptera, Formicidae. The record is from RefSeq and is a predicted model, not a curated record. The coding region runs from base 18 to 860 and encodes 280 amino acids. Gene Ontology annotation, molecular function: serine-type endopeptidase activity. Gene Ontology annotation, biological process: proteolysis. The transcript has 7 exons.